AGAGCGCAAAUACCACUUCUGGAAGUAGCUUCUCUGUGGAGCGGCUCAUUGACCAGCUUAAGAAGAAGGAAAACGACAUUACAUAGUGAGAUCUGAUCUCAAGUGUCGUCAGCACAAUUUAAAAGCAUAUUUACAAACCCUCGAUUUUGGUUUGUAGCAACUGUCGCCAUGUCUGUGCUUUCAAUCAUGAAGAAGGGCCGCCAGCAGGCCAAAGAACAGAACGCCAAGGAUAUGGAGAAGGCGAAGCAGGAGACAGCCAAGGCCGCCUACAAACACGUACCAACACAUGCCGGAACUGACGCGUUGUCGGGCGCACCAGCCGGCUCGAACCUGGAUUACCGCUCCAGGAUCAGGGAGCAAAAUCGGAAAAGGAACUCUAUGACUGCAGUAGAGACGCGUCCAGGCACUUUACCGAGAGUCUCCAGCUCGCUAUCUAAUGUGUCUUAUCCUUCGACUUCUGCAAGCCCUGUUGUACCGGUAUCUAGAGUACACAGCUUCAACAGCCUCCCUCCAACUUGGCAGCACAUGUCCCCGGGGAACUCUGUGGCACGAGACGACUUCUCGCAUUCCAAUAGCAGGAAAGGAAAGGAGCGGGAGUUGAUUCCGCCUGUCCCUCCGUUGCCUCCUUUUACCCAAUCCAUGUUGGGAGUUGGUGGUCGAACCCGUGUGAAGCCGAAUGGAAGCUCAGGAAACUCCAGCUCAUCCGAGGAAGAUCUUGAGGUUGGCCACAAGCGCCCCGUAUCAUAUAACUAUAGUACUCCCGGAAACACUUCUGGAAGUGCUUUGAGUGUAUCUGGUUCCCCACGCAAUCCUGUUACGAGUGCUGCCUCCCAUCAUUUCCCUCAAUCACACCAACGCACAAUGUCUGCUCAGUCAAUCUCUCGUGCCCAUCGGUUCGCUGCACCUCGGCCGAUGAACCAUGCCGCUUUGAGCAUUCCAGGUUCACCGCCAGCAUACCCAGUUCCUCCGAUUUCAUCCAUCGACUCAGUGUCAAGCUCUCCAGCAAUGUCAAACUCAUAUGCUUCAUCUGCAAGGUCCAAGGGGUCUUCCGCACCAAGCUCUGCUGCAACAACUCCUGCUGCCAGUGUCAUUGCUGCGUUCCCUUCUGCAGACAAAUUACCGUCGCUGAGUCUAGAUCAGUCUGCCAAGCAUAGGAUGGAUACAGUUAAGCAACGAGGUCCAGCCGUGGAAAUUGAAGCCCCCAAUGAGAUGAAGAAGAAGCGUUGGUCGUUUCUCACUUCUAAGCGUCAAGCUGCCACGACAGCAUAACACAUGCAGAUACAUGUUGCAUAUGUUUCCUCACAUUCUAUGGUAGCAUACUGCACAUUAUCCAACUUUAAUCAUAAUUUACAUAGAUGCAGAACGCAAUCUGUACACACAGGACGUUGACAAUGGGUUGAAAUGAUUCUUUUAGCGAGCAGUUGAUUUACUACGGUACACAAUAUAUACUACAUACUUAGACUUCGGAUUAAGCAC
Molecule: messenger RNA, 1476 nt
Organism: Truncatella angustata
Lineage: Eukaryota; Fungi; Ascomycota; Sordariomycetes; Amphisphaeriales; Sporocadaceae
Exons: 1
Coding region: 169-1269 (366 amino acids)
Source: RefSeq, a predicted model, not a curated record